AUGGAACCAGAAGGUAAUUUAAGCAACUACGGUACUCACUUUAUUGUUGGAUUUAUGCCCAAUAGUCGUCACGAUGCUUACAUUGGUGUAUCUAUUCUUGCUUUUAAUGAAACGAAUAUCACGAUCUUUAGCACUCAGACUGGUAACCCUUGGAAUUUUUCGGUACACAUUGACAAAGAAGGAGUUUUUGAAUAUAAGCUACCAAUUGCUCUGCGAAUGAACAAUUGGGCAUUCCUACAAAAAGGUAUUGAGAUUUCAUCAUCGAGAAAUAUUUCAGUUUCGUGUUUGAAUUUUGGUGGAAACAAUAACUUCGGAACUGAUGGAAAACUAGCUUUACCAAUUAACACCCUUUGUUUCGUUUACGUGGUUGCCUCGUAUCCAUCAUGUACUUCCGCAAGUUUGGCCGUAAUAUCAGCACAUAACAACAAUACGAUUAACGUUUUCCCGAACAAGAAUGCUGUUUUACAUUAUCGUGGACUCCUGUAUGAUGGCAAAUCAUCACAACUAUAUAUAACUGAAGUUCUUGAAAAACUUGACGCGCUAUAUAUAUCUAGUUCAUCUGAUUUAUCUGGAACACUUGUUAUUGCAAGCAAGCCAGUGUCUGUGAUAUCUAGCGUAAGCUGCGCUGAUAUUUUUGGGUGGAACUCUUUUCUGGAAGCGACCUUGUUACCUGUUUCACUGUGGGGGUAUGAAUACAUUCUGGCAACAGUAGGAACAAUGGAUAAAUCACAGGGGGAUAUUUUUCGAAUCUUUGCCUAUAAAAAUAAUACCAUUGUUGAAGGUUCACAUUGGACAAAAGUUUUGUCACUUGGGACCUACACAGAGUUAAUACUUGGAAAUAGUUUGACAUCAUAUGUCAAGUGUAGCAACCCAUGCCAAGUUGUGCAAUACAUCAGAGGUGAGGAAAUUAGUGGGAUUGAUGCGGAACCUUCAAUAAUGGUUCUUCCAUCAGUUGGUCAGUUUCUUUCAUAUUAUCACGUGGCACUGCCGCGGUUUGGUACAGAGUAUCACGAUUCAAUAACAAUUUUAAUACAGCAUAAAAAUAUCGAUGGUUUGUAUAUGAAUAGAACAAAAUUGAAUAACUCACGAUGGGAAAGAAUCAAUGGAACAAAUUAUGUUUGGACUGUGAUAAGUUUGUGGGAUCAAAGUACGGUUACAGUGUAUCAUGCUUCGUCGUCUGUGAAGUUUGGUCUUCUUGUAUUUGGGUGGAAUAAAUAUCACUCUUAUGCUUACGCUGGUGGUUUUAAUUUAUACGAUAAAUCAAACGGCAUGAUAAGUUUGUUGGUGUAA
This is a messenger RNA of Dendronephthya gigantea, 1290 nucleotides long. RefSeq names its product IgGFc-binding protein-like. The record is from RefSeq and is a predicted model, not a curated record. NCBI's taxonomy places the organism in Eukaryota, Metazoa, Cnidaria, Anthozoa, Malacalcyonacea, Nephtheidae. The transcript is spliced from 3 exons. Bases 1 to 1290 code for a protein of 429 amino acids.